AUGUCCGACGACGAGCAUUUCGGCUCGGCAGGCGCGGCGGCAGUGGACGACGAGCUGUCGCUGCCGAAAGCAACGGUGCAGAAACUCAUCUCGGAGCUGCUGCCCAAGGAGGUGACGUGCAGCAAGGAAACGCGCGACUUGCUCAUCGAGUGCUGCGUCGAGUUCAUCCACCUGCUCUCGUCCGAGGCCAACGAGGUGUGCGAAAAGGACUCGAAAAAGACCAUCGCACCGGAACACGUGCUCAAGGCCCUCGACGAUCUCGGCUUCCCAGCGUUCAUCGAAGAGGCGAAGAGCGUGCUCUCCGAACACAAGGCGGCCCAGAAGGAUCGAGAGCGCAAAACGACCAGGAUGGAACAGUCCGGGAUGAGCGAAGAGGAGCUGCAGCGUCAGCAGGAACUCCUGUUUGCCGCCAGCAAGGCUCGCUUCGAAGCGGCGAAUUGA
This is a messenger RNA of Moesziomyces antarcticus, 441 nucleotides long. RefSeq names its product histone-fold-containing protein. The coding region runs from base 1 to 441 and encodes 146 amino acids. The transcript has a single exon. Gene Ontology annotation, cellular component: negative cofactor 2 complex. The record is from RefSeq and is a predicted model, not a curated record. Gene Ontology annotation, molecular function: protein heterodimerization activity; general transcription initiation factor activity; TBP-class protein binding. Gene Ontology annotation, biological process: RNA polymerase II preinitiation complex assembly; chromatin remodeling; negative regulation of transcription by RNA polymerase II. Lineage: Eukaryota; Fungi; Basidiomycota; Ustilaginomycetes; Ustilaginales; Ustilaginaceae.